UAGGCGUAAGAUGAAUGUCAGGAUACUGGAAUCAACGAUUAUUUAUCGUGUUUGGAAAUGAGGACUCAAAUACAAAGGAGGAUUUUGCUCUGGCGGGCGCUGUGGCUGUUGUGUUUCGCUGUUUUGUGGAGAGAUUCAGAGGCGCAGCUUCGUUAUACAAUACCAGAGGAGCUUAAGGAGGGAUCUGUUGUUGGAAAUGUAGCUAAAGAUCUCGGUUUGGAUGUAUCUGAGAUAUCUAAUCGUAAAGUACGGAUAGCAUCUGAGUCUGGUAAGCAAUAUUUCAGCCUGAAUUUGCGGAACGGCGAGCUGCUUGUGAAUGAAGUAAUAGACAGAGAAACACUGUGCGGACAAAGCGGGAGUUGUGUGUUACCAGUGCAAGUCAUUAUCGAGGAUCCACUCCAGUUUUAUCGUGUCGAGGUGGCCAUACAAGAUAUUAACGACAACUCUCCAAUAUUCUUGUCGGAAAUAAACACAAUUGAGGUGCCAGAGUUAACAUUAAUUGGAGCAAGAUUUCGUUUGGAACCUGCUCAAGAUCCUGACGCUGGAACGAACUCCGUGCGCACAUAUGCGCUUAAUAAAAAUGAACAUUUCGCUAUGUUCAUGAACAUUAAAACCGAUAAGGAUGGAACAAAAGUCCCAGAAAUAGUUUUAGAGAAAGCUGUCGACAGAGAAAAACAGUCUGUACACCAUCUAAUUUUGACAGGUAUUGAUGGAGGUGAUCCAGCGAGGUCUGGAACUAUGCAGAUUUCUGUGAAAAUUGUUGAUGCAAAUGACAAUGCUCCCGUAUUUGAACGGGAGUUAUAUGAGGUUAAAGUUAUGGAGAGCACUGUCCCGGGUACAAUGAUACUGCCUGUAAAAGCUAUUGACUUGGAUGAUGGUGUAAACGGUGAGGCUGAGUAUUCAUUUGCGGCACAUACACCUGGAAUAAUUAAAAAUUUGUUUGCUAUUAAUCCUGUGACAGGUGAGUUAGUCGUUUCCAAGCAUCUCGAUUAUGAAACAAGCUCCUCAUAUAAAAUUGACAUACGUGCCAGAGACAAAGGAUCAUUUGCAAUGGAGGGACACUGUACAAUCCAAGUAACUGUUUUGGAUGUGAAUGAUAAUGCACCUGAGAUUAUCAUCACCUCCUCACCCAAACCUGUGCGAGAAGAUGCGCCCGCUGGGACUAUGGUAGCCUUAAUAAAUGUUAAAGAUUUGGAUUCAAGCGUAAAUGGAAACGUAACACUUAGCAUGUCACAGGGCACUCCUUUUAAAUUAAAGCCAACGUUUUCAAACCAUUACGCGCUGGUGACAGAUUCACAAUUAGACCGAGAAGAGUUUCCUAGGUAUGACAUUGAGCUAAAAGCAUCAGACUCUGGAUCACCUCCACUGAUAUCCAGCAAACUCAUUACAGUUAGUAUACUAGAUGUCAAUGAUAACCCUCCUGUGUUUUCUGAACGUGUGUACUUGGUUUAUAUUAAAGAAAACACCGCUCCGGGAUCAAUUUUAUCAUCAGUAACAGCAUCAGAUCGAGAUACGGGAGAAAAUGCCAAACUUGUCUAUUCAGUUAUCGAUACUAAUACUCAAGGCGUACCCGUCUCUUCGUAUGUUUAUAUAAACUCUGAAAAUGGUAGUAUAUUUAGCAUGCACUCAUUUGACUACGAGAAAAUGAAGGUGUUUCACAUCAUCGUGAUUGCUAAAGAUCAUGGCUCUCCAUCUCUGAGCAGCAACGCCACCGUUCAUGUGUUUAUUUCGGACCGGAACGAUAAUGCACCUGCUGUCAUUUACCCGUCAUACGGGAGAGGUGAGGACUAA
Molecule: messenger RNA, 1791 nt
Organism: Sinocyclocheilus anshuiensis
Lineage: Eukaryota; Metazoa; Chordata; Actinopteri; Cypriniformes; Cyprinidae
Product: protocadherin gamma-C5-like
Exons: 1
Coding region: 58-1791 (577 amino acids)
Biological process (GO): homophilic cell-cell adhesion
Cellular component (GO): plasma membrane
Molecular function (GO): calcium ion binding
Source: RefSeq, a predicted model, not a curated record